AAUACGGCAAUGAAUAAGGCAAUCGUCGGCGUACUUGCGGUAGCUUUGUACCUAUACUCGUAUCUAGCAGAAGCACGGAGGCCUAAUACAGUAAUAGAUUAUCAGAAAUGGAAAGAGCAGGAAGACGCAAAACAAAAAAAGCAUUUUGAAAAACUUCAGAGAACGGAUCAGGAUGAAGCUAACAAUGCUUUACUGACGAACUUACAGAGCAGUCUUUACACAAGUGGUUUAUCUGACGCACAGAAACGCCAUAUUUAUGGCGCAAUAACAUCGCUGAAAAUUGCAGCAACAGUUAAUGAUGUCUAUUUCAAAAAAGCUGCUUACAACGAUGCACUCGGCACAUUUAUUAGUGUUUUAUCGUCGUGAAUGAGCCCUUUGCAUAGACUUAGAUGCGUUUA
Molecule: messenger RNA, 398 nt
Organism: Bactrocera latifrons
Lineage: Eukaryota; Metazoa; Arthropoda; Insecta; Diptera; Tephritidae
Exons: 2
Coding region: 10-366 (118 amino acids)
Source: RefSeq, a predicted model, not a curated record